Messenger RNA from Phytophthora nicotianae INRA-310, 981 nucleotides. RefSeq lists its product as hypothetical. The transcript is spliced from 2 exons. The record is from RefSeq and is a predicted model, not a curated record. Lineage: Eukaryota; Oomycota; Peronosporomycetes; Peronosporales; Peronosporaceae. Bases 1 to 981 code for a protein of 326 amino acids.
AUGAAGCAGUCGUCGCUCGAAAAGGACGUGGCCAUCGAAAAAAAGGCCGUGGAAAAGUCCGACGCUGAGCUCAAGAGCGCACUGGACAAGCUGGCCACAGAGCGAACUGCAGUUGCUGAGAGGGACGCCGAACUGAAGGCGGCGCUGGCCAAACUGGCCGAGCAGACCAAGAAGACUGCGCAACUGGAGAAGAGCAAAGAGACCUUUGAGAAGAAGAACAAGGCGUUGCUUAAGGAUCUCAGCGAGGCCAAGUCCGUGGAGCUCACCAUGGCCUCGCUGCUGUCGUCGUAUUACGAUGACGCGUUGGUGCUGGCGGAGCAAGCCGCUGUUUAUGCUCAGGAUACGUUGAAUGAGCAGUCGGGUACACUUGAACAAGUGCAGGUCCAUAUUGAAAACGCCAAGAAGACAGCGUGCGAUACGACUAGCAAGUUCUACAAGGAGAACCUGGCAUCGACGUUAGAUCCGAUUCUUGUGGAUGUACAGAAGACGGUGGACCCGAUCUGGGAGGAUGUACACAAGACCGUGAGCCCGCACGUGGAGAAAUACGUGCCUAUUGUGCAGAAUGAAGCUGCUAAGGCCAAGGAGCAAGUCGUGGUCUACUCACAGGAGGCUCUGCGCCGUGCCAAGAUUGCGCGUAUUGAAGCGAUCACGUUGUUGGAGAAGAACGAAUACGUGGCGCACCACGCUCAGAAGGUUAUUGAUGGAGUGCUGAUCCUUCUGGCGAUUCCACUGGUCCUAUUCCAGAUCCGCCUCGCGUUGCGCCUCGUGUGGUGGCUGUUCACCACGGCGCUGUGCGUGCUUACGUGUGGUUUGUGCUGCGGAUCCCGCAAGCGCAGCUACAAGACGAAGCGCAAAGUUGUGAAGAAAACGGCUAGUAUUAACCAGAGUUUGAAUGCGCCUCUGAAUGUCCCUGCCAAAACGACGACGACCAAGACGACGUCGGCUUCUUCUCAGAAGCGCAACAAGAAGGGCAAGAACUAG